Paramecium tetraurelia is the source of this 1278-nucleotide messenger RNA. RefSeq lists its product as uncharacterized. The transcript is spliced from 3 exons. The record is from RefSeq and is a predicted model, not a curated record. Lineage: Eukaryota; Ciliophora; Oligohymenophorea; Peniculida; Parameciidae.
AUGGUUACGCUUCCAUAUCGCUUACAAUUUGUUGUCUCAUCAGUAUAAUAGCAUGCGAUUUCAUCGUGGAGGUAGCCGAAUAAUCUGUAUUUAGACUAGGCUCUCUAUUUAGCCGAUCAAAUUGACAAAGAGACCGACAUGAUGAGUAGAUUGAAUAUUUAGGCAACUCACACCGUUUCUGAUUCGACUGAAGAAAUAUCGUCAUCUUAGCCAUUGGAAUCGAAAUAUGCUAUAUAAAGCCAAUUUGAAUAUGGAUCUAUGGCAAAAUUGUUUUAUGGAAAAUGGGCUGAAUAUUUCACAGUCUCCAUUAUUGUGAUCUACUUAUAUGGAGCAGUUGUAGCUAAAGGAGUGAUGGUUGGAAAUUCCCUAUCUUCAGUUUUUAAAGGCAUCACCCUUGUUGAAGAAUAUUGGUUUUGGAUUGUCAUAUUUUUUGUACUUUGUGGAAUAUUGUCGUUCAAAGAUGUUGCGAGCAUUCAAAUAGUCUAGACAAUUGUUGCCAUGGCUCGUUAUUUAACUAUCCUUGCCAUGCUUGUAGGAUCUAUCCAAUAAAUGUCUUCUGCAUAAGAAAUCUAGGAGAUGCAAUGGUUCAACAUUGACGCAUUGCCACAAAUGAUUUCAACUGCAAUUUUCGCAUUUUUGAUGCACCAUUCAUCUCCUGGUAUGUUAAGACCAGUCAGACCAACUUCAGCUAUCAGAAAGAUCAUCUUUAUCAGCUUCAUUUUUGGUUUGCUCACUUUUCUAUUUGUAUGCUUGACUGCCAUUUGGGCAUUUCCAUUCAAAGAUCUUGCUGCAGCCAGCUUUUAUAAUUAACUCUUCAAUCAGGGCAACUUAAAAUGGGCCUAUUUUAUUAUUAGCUUUUACAUGUUUCUAAAUAUAGCUGCCCUCCCUGUAUUGACUAUCACCAUAAGGAAGAAUCUGAUGAAAUUAGUGGUUCCUCAUCUAGUACCCAAAGACAGUCUUAAAAUUACUUUACCAAGUGCUAUAUUCACUUUACUUAUUGUUGUGCCUUGUGCAUCGCUUGCCAUUUUGCUCAAAGAUGAGAUUGAGAUUAUCGUUGGUCUCACAGGAGGUGUGUGUGGAGUAUUCAUUUUGUUGACCAUCCCAGCUGCCUUAGUUUUACAGGGUCGUAAGAAACACACUGUCAAAUACGAGGAUAAUCCAUACAUUUCCUAAUUCUAACAUCCUUUCUGGACUUGGGGAUUGAUUGUACUUGGUUGUGUGUUUGUACCAUACAAUCUCUACAUGCAAAUCAAAAAGAUCAUUGAUCAUUAUGGUUGA